AUGCUGAAGGAGCUGCUAGGGCAUAAAAGAGACAAAGUAAGCAUGUUGUCAGCUUUCAUCGCUCCCUUCAAGCACUUAAGCCCCGGGGCCACAAACACGGAGGACGAAGACAAUCUAAGUAUCAGCAGCGCCGACGUGAAGGAAAACCGCAACGUGAGCAACCUGGAGGCCCGGCCCCUGCCCGCCGGUGACGGGGCCCGAGGUGGUGCGCCCGGCGUGAAGAGGAAGAGGCCCCUGGAGGAGGGCAACGGCGGCCACUUAUGCAAGGUGCAGCUCAUCUGGAAGAAGCUCUCGUGGUCCGUGGCGCCCAAGAACGCGCUGGUACAGCUCCACGACCUGCGUCCGGGCCUGCAGUACCGCAUGGUGUCCCAGACCGGCCCGGUGCACGCCCCCGUCUUCGCCGUGGCUGUGGAGGUGAACGGGCUCACGUUCGAGGGCACGGGGCCCACCAAGAAGAAAGCCAAGAUGCGGGCAGCCGAGCUGGCCCUGAGGUCUUUCGUGCAGUUCCCCAAUGCCUGCCAGGCCCACCUGGCCAUGGGCAGCGGCGCCGGCCCGUCCACGGACUUCACCUCGGACCAGGCCGACUUCCCCGACACGCUGUUCAAGGAGUUCGAGCCGGCCGCCCCUGGCGAGGCCUUCGCGGGCCGCCGCCCCGCCGAUGCCGGGCUGUUGCCCUCCGCCUGCCGGAGGGGACGACUGCUCUGCCACCCCCUGGACCUGGUGGGCCCGGCGCGGCCGGACAGACCCAGGCCGGGCCCCGUGGCCCUGGGUGACAGGAACCCCGUGGUCGUGCUGAACCAGCUGCGCUCCGGCCUGCGCUACGUGUGCCUCGCGGAGCCGGCCGAGAAGCAGCGCGCCAAGAGCUUCGUCAUGGCCGUGUGCGUGGACGGCAGGACGUUCGAAGGCUCGGGACGCAGCAAGAAGCUGGCCAAGGGCCAGGCGGCUCAGGCUGCCCUCCAGGCUCUCUUCAACAUCCGGCUGCCCGGCCACAUCCCCAGCAGGAGUAAGAGUCACCUCUUGCCCCAGGAAUUCGCAGACUCCGUGUCCCAGCUGGUCACGCAGAAGUUCCACGAGCUGACUGUGGGCCUGGCGUCCGCGCACGCCCGCCACAAAGCACUGGCAGGAAUCGUCAUGACCACAGGCUUGGACGUCAGGCAGGCGCAGGUCAUCGUCCUGUCGUCAGGGACCAAGUGCAUCAGCGGCGAGCACAUCAGUGACCAGGGGCUGGUGGUCAACGACUGCCACGCGGAGACCGUAGCCAGGAGAGCACUGGUCCACUUCCUGUACACCCAGCUAGAGCUGCACCUGAGCAAGCGGCGGGAGGACUCAGAGCACUCGAUAUUCGAGCGGUCCAAGGAUGGCGGCUACCGGCUAAGGGACAACGUGCUGUUCCAUCUCUACGUGAGCACAUCCCCCUGCGGAGACGCCAGGCUCCACUCACCCUACGAGAUCACCACAGACCUGAACAGCAGGAAGCACAUCGUCAGGAAGCUCCGCGGGCACCUGCGCACAAAGAUCGAGUCUGGGGAAGGGACCGUCCCCGUCCGGGGCCCUAGCACGGUACAGACGUGGGAUGGCGUCCUGCUGGGUGAGCAGCUCGUCACCAUGUCCUGCACGGACAAGAUCGCCAGGUGGAACGUGCUGGGACUGCAGGGUGCACUGCUCUGCCACUUCAUUGAGCCUGUGUACCUGCACAGCAUCAUCGUGGGCAGUCUGCACCACACCGGCCACCUCUCCCGGGUCAUGAGCCUCCGGACCGAGGACAUCGGCCAGCUGCCAGCCUCGUACCGACACAACCAGCCCCUCCUCAGCGGAGUGAGCCUUGCCGAGGCACGCCAGCCGGGGAAGUCUCCACACUUCAGCGUGAACUGGGUGAUGGGCAACGCGGAUGUGGAGGUUAUCGACGGCACCACCGGGAAGAGGAGCUGCGGGGGCUCGUCGCGGCUCUGCAAGCACGUGUUCUCGGCGCGGUGGGCGAGGCUUUAUGGAAAGCUGAGCACGCGGAUCCCGAGCCACGGAGACACGCCGUCCAUGUACUGUGAGGCCAAGUGGGGGGCGAGCACCUACCAGUCUGUCAAACAGCAGCUAUUCAAGGCGUUCCAGAAGGCCGGGCUGGGCACCUGGGUGAGGAAGCCGCCCGAGCAAGACCAGUUUCUACUGACUCUCUGA
Molecule: messenger RNA, 2169 nt
Organism: Mirounga angustirostris (Northern elephant seal)
Lineage: Eukaryota; Metazoa; Chordata; Mammalia; Carnivora; Phocidae
Gene: ADARB2
Product: adenosine deaminase RNA specific B2 (inactive)
Exons: 10
Coding region: 1-2169 (722 amino acids)
Biological process (GO): RNA processing; adenosine to inosine editing
Cellular component (GO): cytoplasm; nucleolus
Molecular function (GO): tRNA-specific adenosine deaminase activity; double-stranded RNA adenosine deaminase activity; double-stranded RNA binding
Source: RefSeq, a predicted model, not a curated record